Messenger RNA from Phycodurus eques (leafy seadragon), 7509 nucleotides. RefSeq names its product UDP-N-acetyl-alpha-D-galactosamine:polypeptide N-acetylgalactosaminyltransferase 13 (gene galnt13). Lineage: Eukaryota; Metazoa; Chordata; Actinopteri; Syngnathiformes; Syngnathidae. Gene Ontology annotation, cellular component: Golgi apparatus. The record is from RefSeq and is a predicted model, not a curated record. The coding region runs from base 525 to 2195 and encodes 556 amino acids. The transcript is spliced from 12 exons.
CGUUAGAUUGCGCCGAAUCUCUUCUCCGUUCCCCCGCGCUCAUCGUUUCAAUCGCAGCCGGGUUGCACGCACGUCUGAACCGCUUUUUUAAUUUUUUUUUUUUUUUUUACAUACAUACAUACAUACUCCAGAAGGAACCGAGUGGCUACAUGUAUGAAGAAGAGCAGGCUUUUUUGAAGCGUUUGUGCCAAGGAGCCCGAACAGGUAGCGAGCGCGACGACGGUGAGCGACGACAUCGCAUCCAGCACUGGUUUGUUUACUAUGUGCUGAGACCCACACCAACUUCGUGUUGCUUUUCACACGCCACGGGAGGAUUCAUUCAUUGCCAGUGCAUGCAAGCGCAGAUGACUCCUUACUUGUGGCAUGAUGCCUGCUGGCCAAACCUGUCCAAUCUCCUUCCAAAGUCCUCACACCAUCUUCAGGUCUCCAGUGCUUCACCAGCACACUAAGCUCUCUUGACCGCUUGGGCCCAACCGCCCCCCUCAGGCUUUGGCUGGCUGGCUGGCUGGCAUCCAGGGGAUUUGAUGCGCCGGUUUGUCUAUUGCAAGGUGGUCUUGACCACCUCUUUAGUUUGGGUGCUCGUGGACGUCUUCUUGCUGCUGUACUUCAGCGAAUGUAACAAAUGUGACGACAGGAAGGACCGCUCGCUGCUUCCUGCCCUCCGCGCCGUGAUAUCUCGUAGCCACGAGGGUCCCGGUGAGAUGGGAAAAUCUGUGAACAUCCCCAAGGAGGACCACGAGAAGAUGAAGGAGCUUUUUAAGAUAAACCAGUUCAACCUGAUAGCCAGCGAUAUGAUUGCACUCAACAGGAGUUUGCCGGACGUCCGGUUGGAUGGCUGUAAGACCAAGAUAUACCCAGACAACUUGCCAAACACCAGCAUCGUCAUUGUGUUUCACAACGAGGCUUGGAGUACGUUGCUGCGGACAGUCCACAGUGUUGUCAAUCGCUCUCCCAGACACUUAAUCGUGGAAAUUGUGCUUGUGGAUGACUUCAGUGAGCGAGACUUCUUAGGGAAAAAGUUGGAGGACUAUGUGCAGACCCUUGAGGUGCCAGUGAAGAUCCUGAGGAUGGAGCAGCGUUCAGGUCUCAUCCGGGCCAGAUUAAGGGGGGCAGCUGCCACGAAAGGUCAAGUCAUCACCUUCCUGGACGCCCACUGUGAGUGUACUGUGGGAUGGCUUGAACCCUUGCUCGCCCGCAUCAUCGAGGACAGGACAGCAGUGGUGUGCCCCAUCAUCGAUGUUAUCAGUGACGAGAGCUUUGAAUACAUGGCAGGCUCAGAUAUGACCUACGGCGGAUUCAACUGGAAGCUGAAUUUCCGCUGGUACCCCGUUCCCCAGCGGGAGAUGGAUCGACGGAAGGGCGACAGAACGCUUCCUGUCAGGACCCCCACCAUGGCAGGAGGGCUAUUCUCCAUAGACAAAACAUACUUUGAAGAAAUAGGAAGCUAUGAUCCAGGGAUGGAUAUCUGGGGUGGAGAGAACUUGGAGAUAUCUUUCAGAAUCUGGCAGUGCGGCGGUUCCUUGGAGAUUGUCACGUGUUCCCAUGUUGGCCACGUGUUCCGGAAGGCUACUCCUUACAGUUUCCCCGGAGGAACGGGCCAAGUCAUCAACAAAAACAACAGGCGGCUGGCAGAAGUCUGGAUGGAUGAUUUCAAAGAUUUCUUCUAUAUCAUAUCACCAGGAGUGAUGCGAGUGAACUACGGGGACGUCUCUUCUCGCAAAGCCCUCCGCGGGGCCUUGAUGUGCAGACCCUUCUCCUGGUAUCUGGAAAACAUCUACCCAGACUCCCAGAUCCCAAGAAGAUAUUACUCGCUUGGUGAAAUCAGGAAUGUUGAGACCAACCAAUGCGUAGACAACAUGGGACGAAAGGAGAACGAGAAAGUUGGCUUCUUCAACUGUCACGGCAUGGGUGGAAACCAGGUGUUUUCAUAUACGGCGGACAAAGAAAUACGCACAGACGACCUCUGUUUGGACGUCUCGCGCCUCAACGGGCCUGUCGUCAUGCUCAAGUGUCACCACAUGAAGGGCAAUCAGAUGUUUCAGUACGACGCCGAGAGACUCACCUUGCUGCACGUGAACAGCAACCAGUGUUUGGACAUGCUGUUGGAGGAGGAGAAGAUGGUCCCGACCUUGAGGGACUGCAACGGAAGCCGCUCCCAGCAAUGGCUGCUCCGCAACAUGACCCUGAGUCUAUGAUUCCUCGGCCAUUCUGUCGUCUUAUCACUGAGUCCAGAUUCUCCACGCCUUCAUCAGGUGGCUCCAGCCUUACUCCUCUUUUGCUAAUUGCCUCCGUCAUCAUUUAUAGAGAACCCUGUAGCACCUGGUCAUCUUGGACUUUGGAGGAUUUUCCUUUUACAGCUCACUUCAGGUUCAAGAGAUGCUGCCCUUCGGGCUACAUAACAAGCACCAGAACUGGCAAUUAAAUCUGCAGCUAGCUGUACAAACACUGCUAGGAAAACCACUGCUUAGCUGCUGGACAUUGACAAAAAGGAGCAUCUGUGUUUCAGUGUGCAAGACUUUGAGUCCACUGAUGUCCUGGUACGACCCUUUAAACAACACAAUCCCUGUUGAUGUACUGUAAAAGUAAAUCAUCCUUCUUUCAUAUCAGUGAUUUGCAGCUAAAUGAAACUGUUAAUUAUCCAGGGAAUAUGGGCUAUUGAAGGCAGAUACCCAUGUCAAUUCCAAAAAAAAAAAAAUAUGCUCAUGAUAUAUCAUCUUAUAUUUUAUAUAAUUUUUGAUGUGUGAAUAUACAUAUAUUGAACUAAAACAGUUUUGGUUUUAAGGUUUGUAACAAGGUCAGACCCCAAAGAUGUAACUGAGCGUUGUUGUAAUAUACCAACAGUCUCUAUUCGGGAUGCACCAAUACCACUUUUUUAGACAUGGUACUUACAGUGCAGUACUUGCUGAUACCAAGUACCGAUACUUGAUAAUGUCGUUACGUUUUGCAAUUGUGAUGAAAAAACUCAGUUUUCUUGAAGAUUGCAUAAGUUUCACUGAAAUAUAACACUUUUCAGAGGAACAAAUUCUCAGUACUUACAUUUUAAUAUCCAACGGUUUGUUUUUCUUACAGUCUUGCAACAAAUUUCCCUUAAUGUAGCCUGUAAGACAAGGCAUUUUAGUUCCUAACUAAAACCGUGGCAGCACAACUGAAGCGAUAAUCACACCAUCGCUUACUUCUCUUUACUUUGGACUAUGUUUUAAAAAACUUUGAAUGAAGCAUGUUAGGUAUUAGUUCUAGAAUUGCCACAGCUAUCUAAGUAACAGUGAAGCGAUCAAAGGAUCCAUUACUGAUUUAAUGAGCCAUUCACAGUUUCACUGUAGAGGUCGGUGUGUACUUAGAUUUACAUGCCUUAAUCUUUGAUAUUAUAUGGAUAUGCUACUGGUAGGAUCACCAAGCAUAAUUUGCAAGUGGCUAAAAGUGUUGUCAUCCAUAUUUACGUUAAAGUGUUUCCACAUGGCUGACAUUGCGCCUACAAGGAAUGUUUAUGACAGGCUGGUGAACUGGUUUCGGUGUCGAGGUAUCGGAGCAUUUCUAUGAGUCCAUGUAAAAUCCCAAUUCCAAUGAAGUUGGGACAUUGUGUUAAACAUAAAUAAAAGCAGAAUACAAUGAUUUGCCCAUCAUGUUCAACCUAUAUUUAAUUGAGUACACUACAAAGACAAGAUAUUUAAUGUUCAAACUGAUAAACUUGAUUGUUUUUAGCAAAUAAUCAUUAACUUGGAAUUUUAUGGCUGCAACACGUUCCAAAAAAUCUGGGACAGGUGGCAAAAGAGACAGAAAGUUGAGGAAUCCUCAUCAAACACGUGUUUGGAACAUCCCACAGUUUAACAGGCUAAUUGGGAACAGGUGGGUGCCAUGAUUGGGUAUAAAAUGAGCUUCCCUGAAUUGCUCAGUCAUUCACAAGCAAAGAUGGGGCGAGGUUCACCUCUUUGUGAACAAGUGCGUGAGGAAAUAGUCAAACAGUUUAAGGACAAUGUUCCUCAACAUACAAUUGCAAAUAAUUUAGGGAUUUCAUCAUCAUAAUAUCAUCAAAAGGUUCAGAGAAUCUGGAGAAAUCACUGCAUGUAAGCGGCAAGGCCGAAAACCAACAUUGAAUGCCCGUGACCUUCGAUCCCAAAAACCGCAUCAAAAACCGACAUCAAUGUGUAAAGGGUAUCACCACACGGGCUCAGGAACACUUCAGAAAACCAAUGUCAGUAAAUACAGUUCGGUGCUGCAUCCUGUAAGUGCAACUUGAAACUCUACUAUGCAACUACUACUCUACUAUUUAUCAACAACACCCAGAAACGCCGCCGGCUUCUCUGGGCCCGAGCUCAUCUAAGAUGGACUGAUGCAAAGUGGAAAAGGUUUCUGUGGUCCGACGAGUCCACAUUUCAAAUUGUUUUUGGUCCUCCGAGCCAAAGAGGAAAAGAACCUUCCGCAAAGUUCAAAAGUCAGCAUCUGUGAUGGUAUGGGGCUUAGUUAGUGCCAAUGGCAUGGGUAACUUACACAUCUGUGACGGCACCAUUAAUGCUGAAAGGGACAUACAGGUUUUGGAGAAACAUAUGCUGCCAUCCAAGCAACGUCUUUUUCAUGGACGCCCCUGCUUAUUUCAGCAAGACAAUGCCAAACCACAUUCUGCACGUGUUACAACAGCAUGGCUUCGUAGUAAAAGAGUGCGGGUACUAGACUGGCCUGCCUGCAGUCCAGACCUGUCUCCCAUUGAAAAUCUGUGGCGCAUUAUGAAGCGUAAUGUACGACAACGGAGACCCCGCACUGUUGAACACAUGAAGCUGUACAUCAAGCAAGAAUGGGAAAGAAUUCCACCGACAAAGCUUCAACAAUUAGUGUCCUCAGUUCCCAAACGUUGAUUGAAUGUUGUUAAAACAAAAGGUGAUGUCACACAGUGGUAAACAUGACCCUGUCCCAGCUUUUUUGGAUCGUGUUGCAGCCAUAAAAUUCUAAGUUAAUGAUUAUUUGCUAAAAGCAAUUCAGUUUAUCAGUUUGCACAUUAAAUAUCUUGUCUUUGUAGUGUAUUCAAUUAAAUAUAGGUCGAUCAUGAUUUGCAAAUCAUUGUAUUCUGUUUUUAUUUAUGUUUAACACAACGUCCCAACUUCAUUGGAAUUGGGGUUGUACAAACGUACAGUCUCGGCACAUAUACCAAUACUGAUAUUGGUAUCGGUGCAUCCCAAGGCUUUAUAACAAAAACUAAAGAAGAGGGAGGAAAAGGCCCAAAAUUCAUGGGACAAGAACCAGAAUGAAAAUAUGUCCCAUCGGAUCACACAAAGGAACAAAAGCAACAAUCUUGCAAACUAAUUGGGAGCUGAUUACCAAUAACUCCCAGGUGCGCACCUCCUUGCUCCUAAGGGAACAAGAAAAACAAAAAACAAAGGUAAGAGCCAACUGACAGAAAAAAUAAAUAAAACUCAGAACUUUGGGGGAAAUUAUGUCUCUGGGUGAGUAUUUCCCAUGGCAAUGGUUGAAUGACAUUUAAAGGUAGCUGUUGCUAGGAGAUGCACCGUAAACUUUGUGGAACAUAUCGAAGAGAGGAGUCUUAUGAGCUCCCCAAAGCACAACUGUAAUCAAAAAGUCAGCAGUCAAUCAGCUGUCCUUUGGCAACGUUGAACAUUUUGCCGCAAUCAUGUAUCUUAUUUUGAGGGUCUGCCAAAACAUAUUUGAUUAUUACAUCAACAAUGUCAUUAAUGUAUGCGCCCUGGAGAUAGAAAUCUUGCAAAGCAUGUCAGUCUGAAAACUAUGGAGCCCCAGACAUGACGUGGAAAAAAAAAUUACUAGUUCGUGCACACAAAUUAGUGGUUUGUGCGCACAAGCUACGAAUUUGUAUGCACAAACUACUACUUUGUGGUCACAAACUACUUCUGCGCACAAAAUAGUUACAGCGUGCGCACCAAGUAAUUGUUUGUGCGCGUGAAGUAGUACUUGUGUGCACGAAGUAACGGUGGCUCCAUACUGGACUGGAGGGUAACCAAAUCGAGUACACUUUUACGGACUUGCUGCAAAUGACGCAGCCGAAACUGCAAGACACAUGCGAUGGCUUCAGGGUAAGUUUAUUUUCUUAUCAUGUUCUCGUCAAUAUCCCUGUCCAUUGUGUCGCUUACGAGCUUUAGCCUCGCUUCAACCUUCAACUUCGAAAGAGGGUGCGCUCAAUUUGCUUACCCUCCUGUCCAGUUUGGAGCCGGCGUUACUUCACGCACACCCUGGAACUAUUUCGUGAGCACAAACAAGUACUUCGUACGUAUAAAAUAACUAUUUUGUGCGCACAAAGUGGUAGUUCGUGCGCACAAAGUUAUAGUUCGUCUACACGAUGUAGUAGUUCGUGCGCACGAAAUAGUUUUUUUCCCCUCAUGUCAUGUCCGGGGCUCUGUAGUACAAAUUCACAUUACACGUUAAAAAAAAAAUGAUAUAUUUUAACUGGUGAUAGAUGUUGUACUUUGUUACAGAUUGGAAGACUUGAACAUAAAAGUUCAGGUGUCCAUCAUUAUUUUCAGACAAAAGGAAAUGUCGUAUUUCAUCAAACAGCGGCCUCAACUCUGGUAAUUGUGGUGUGUGUCCCAAAAUAGAUGACGCUGUUUUUCCCCUCAGGAUACUAAACAUCGUGGUAACUGUAACUACCACGUUCAUAGACACAGACAUUAUUCUCCCAUGGACAUGAAAGACUUAACUGCUGAGCUCAUUUCCACUUUGUUGCAAACCAAAAUGGCAACAAAGCACAGAAACUCUGUCCGACUUAUUCAAGUUCUGGACUCUAACUCCCACUUGGGACUUCGCAUCACCUCAAAAUCAGUACUACAGCACAGCAGAAGAUUUAAGAUGAAGAAUUAUCGCUAUACAUGUGAAAGAAACAAAGUCUGUACAACUUUAACUGAAAAAAAAAAUGCAAUUGAAAUUUAGAAUGAAUUCUAACAUAUCUUCAAAUUGGGCACUUACUAGUAGCUGUGAAUGUGCCUUUUACAAUAUUUCUUUAUUCUGUAGGUAAGUUUCGUUAGAACCUAUUAAUAUUACCUAUUUCACAACACAGUGAUCUUUUAUGAAUGAAUGCUGCUUAAAGACUGAAUCCCUGCUAAGUGCCUGCUCGGCAUACAGACCAAAAUUCAGUCACUGUUGUCAUACCACUCUCCCGUUUAUUUUAUUUUAUUUAUUUAUUUAUUUUAAAUUUGCUUAAAUGUGUGAUAUUAUAAUUGGGUUGUAUUGUUUCAGUGUACUGGUCCCAAAGUGAUGUUGCCUGAUUGUACAGUCUGCCUUUUUAGAGAAAAAUAAAAGAUUUCAUUAAAACAUAUUUAAAAAGUGUAAAUGAAAGGAGCCUCUGCCCAUCAACAAUGAUUAUCCUUGUACAACCAUAGGGACAGUGGAAGACCAUUAAAUGGUGUCUACUUCAAGUACCACUUACUGUACCUUUUGAUGACAAGAUGCACUGCCUCCUGCCUCCCACCCCCUUGCCUGACAAUCUGGAUUAAAUGGUGCAGUAUUUUCCAUUUUGCUUUCACCAAUUAUCUCUCCUGGCUUUUGACUUGGCAG